Molecule: messenger RNA, 2074 nt
Organism: Mycetomoellerius zeteki
Lineage: Eukaryota; Metazoa; Arthropoda; Insecta; Hymenoptera; Formicidae
Gene: trbl
Product: tribbles pseudokinase 2
Biological process (GO): protein phosphorylation; regulation of MAP kinase activity; positive regulation of proteasomal ubiquitin-dependent protein catabolic process
Cellular component (GO): nucleus
Molecular function (GO): ATP binding; protein kinase activity; mitogen-activated protein kinase kinase binding
Source: RefSeq, a predicted model, not a curated record
GACGGUUACGUUCGCGUUCGCUCGUCCACCAGCUCGCAGUUGUCAGCUGCACAAUGGCGACGUUAGUUCGUGUUCGCUCUUUCUGCUGCCGCCGUCGUUUCUGAGCGGUGGGUCGGCCCAAACGUUGGACCGUCCGUUGCGCGGAUACCGAGAGUCUCUCGCGCACGCUUUCUCUCUCUCUCUCUUUGUCUCUCUCUCUCUAUCUCUCUCUCUCUCUCUCUAUCUAUCUCUCUCUUACGUCUCGUCCCCGAGAGCUCAUCGCGGAGACAAGUCUCAACGGCCGCGUUUCGGAAACGAAAGCAGCGAAUCGACGCGUCGCAUCUCCGUCGACGUGACGCAGAAGCCGACGAGAAGUGAGCCAAGAAGAAAAGGAGAAAGAGGAAGAAGAAGAAGAAGAAGAAGACUCUGAGGUCGGUCGUAGCAAUUGCGCUCGAUCGCGGUGCCACCCGCGGACGUCCAAUCGUCUUAACCAACCUACCUACCCCACCGAUUCAGGAACGACGCACGGCGACAAUUAUCAAGGAAAAAAAAAAACACGAAGGAUCAGCUCUUGUAAAGAGCGACCGACUGAUAACGCACGAAGAUCUCUCUCCGUCCAAGGACCCGGUGCAGCGACACUGCGAAACGACACUGCACGGGUCAACAAAAGCACAAGUGAUAUUUGUAACUAAUAGUUAACGCGUUUAGAGCUUAGAGGAGCCGAGACCGUCUUGCGAAACUCCGUACUCUUUGUAUAUACAAAUGUCGGAUACUCGAGCCGUAAUAUUCAGUGCUAAGUCCAAGUGACGCGAAGUGUGUUCAACGCAUCUCACUACGAUCCCGCGUGGACCAGGACACGAUACAGGACGCCAGAGUAACGGCUGCAUCGAGUGACACACCGAGUGUGUACGUGUGCGUGCGUGUGCGUGCGUAUCUGUGCGUGUGCGCAACAUGAGAGUGGCCAGGCAACAUCCACUGCAUCUGCAAGUAUCGACCCGCACCAACAAUGGCAAGUUCUUGGUCGGUACCAACAAUAGUCAAGACGUUGUCCAUCAGCAGCCGUCACCGCAGCAACAGCAGCAUUCGACCAACGACGAGAGCAGUGCGGUGGUGCCAGGCUGCGUCUUUCCGAGCUGCGAGUCAGUGCCCACCGACCUUCACGGGAGCCCAACUAUACUGGGAGAUCGAUUCCUGCUUCUUGGUCCGGCCGAAGGUAGCGCUCUUUAUCGAUGCGUCGAUGUGCACAACGACCAGCAACUUGUCGCCAAGGCGUUGACCGUGGGCGACAAAGGUUGCGAGGCGUUGCUGCAGGCCCACCUUCGUCUGGAGGGCACCGGUGCGGCGAGCGGCGUGGCUGGUGUAGUGGAGGCACCUGGAGGCCGACGUUAUCUCCUCUUGGAGGGCCAUCACGGUGACCUGCACGCCUACGUAAGGGCACGCAGGAGACUGCGUGAGCCCGAAGCAAGGCGGCUCUUCCGGCAGGCGGCCAGGGCCGUGGCCACGUGUCAUGAAUACGGGGUCGUGUUGAGGGACCUCAAGCUCCGGAAGUUUGUUUUCGCCGAUGAAGCGAGAACGCGGCUUCGUCUGGAGAGCCUCGAGGACGCGGUGAUCGUGGAGAACGACGACGACAAGCUGACCGACCGGCGCGGCUGUCCAGCGUAUGUCGCGCCGGAAGUGCUGCGCUCCGGACGCGCCUAUUCCGGCAAGGCGGCGGACAUCUGGUCGCUGGGCGUGUUGCUGUACACGAUGCUGGUGGGCCGUUAUCCGUUCAACGACGCCGAGCACGCGUCCCUUUUCGCCAAGAUCUCGCGCGGCCUGUUCGCCGUGCCGGAGGGCCUGAGUCCACGCGCCAAGUGCCUGAUCCGCUCGCUGCUGCGAAAGGAGCCGUCCGAGCGGCCAUACGUUUUUUUGCGGCUGUCGAAGCCGUUGCGGUUACACACGCCUACGUCCGGUGGCAGGUCCUCGUGCCAGGAUCAAAUCGUACCAGAGCUAUCUAUUAAUCCUCAACAAGACUGACUCUCUCUCUUUCGGGGGAAGAAUCAUUAUUCCGCGCGUGACGGCAUCACUCUGUCUCAUCCUAGUGCUUCUCUCGCGC